AUGGCUCCCUACUCUCCAUCCCGCUCCAACUCCAGAUCUAAGUCCCGAUCCAGAUCGGCUUCUAGAUCACAAUCUAGAAGCCGCUCCCGUUCAAGAUCCAGGAAGCGUCGCUACAGCUCCAGGUCCCGUUCCCGCUCUCGUUCCCGCACCCCCAUGUCCUACCGAAACUAUCCCUCCCGGGACUAUCAGAACAACCGUGGCUACAACCGAGGCUACAAUCGCGGCUACCGAAGGCCCUUCCACUUCCGUGGAAGAAACCGAGGGUACUACCCGCGGGGGGGCCACUAUCAGAACCGGGGCGGCGGCGGCGGAAAUUACGGCUACAAGUCCAACUGGCAAGGCGGCGGAGGCUGGCACGACCGCAAGCGCGACCAGGACAGCCGCUCGCACAGUCCCCGGCGAGGACGCUCGCGCUCGCACUCGCCCAGCAAGCGCUCUGCCAGCCGCUCGCACUCGCGCCACUCGGACCGCUCUUCGUCUGAGCGGUCGCAGCGCUCCAGGGCCUCCAGUUCCUCCAGAUCCCGCUCGUCUACCCCUUGCCCCCGCAACAAGGGCAAACCCAGCUCCAAGAUCACCAAGGAAAAGCCGGCGGAACCGCCGGCAGAGAAGCCGGCCGAGGAAGGCGGCGCGAUCGAGAAGGCCUCGGGAGGCAAAUGGAUCGACUACGGCGGCUCGGAAACGACUCAGAAGGAGGAAGCCGCCGCCGACAGCACCCCCAAAUCGGGGCAAACGGCCUCCUUCAGCGGCUUCGGCUUCUUCUCCAAAGACGACGCCAAAUCGGGAGAAAAGACGGUGAUCUCGGCUGCCUUCAAAAAGUUCUUGGCUGAAAACAAAAGCAAAAAGCAGGCAGCCGAAAAGGAGGAAGCGGCCGAACGCGAGAAGAGCAGCGCCGAGCGAGAACAAGAGAAGGGCAUCAAAUCCGGAGACAUCUUCAGCAUCUCCGUCCCCUUCGCCGACACCAAGGACGACAAGACCAUGCCCUUCUUUGACGAAGAGGAGGAGGAGUUCCUCAAGUCUCACGGCUUGAAAGACCGGGAUGCCGACGAGGACAAAUCCAAUCCGUCGGCGCGCGACAUAUUCGGGAAGUGGGGCGACGAGCCCGCCUACCCCACCUCCUACCCGCCGAUAAAGGAGAAAAGUCGCAGGGACGAGGACGCCGAAACUUUAGACAAAAUGGUGGAGGAGAUGUACCAGAGCCGCAAGCACAGCAAGAAGGAGGAAAAGGCCAAGAAGAAGGAGAAGAAGGAGAAGGAGAAAGAGAAGAACAAAAGAAGUCCGUCCCCGGCGACCACGUCCAAAAGCAAGGAGAGACCCCUCUUUCCGGGGGCUUUCCCGACUCGUGACGAAUCGCCUGUACGUCUCGCUUCGUCCAGAGAGGAUUUUGAACAAAGGGUCUCCGAAGAAAUGCCGAGCUCCUCCAUGUCAAAGAAUCGCUUCUUGUCCAGAGAUCUGGUGAACCCCUCAAAAAAGGAUGCCGAGUAUCGUUCCAUUUUCCAGAAUAUUCAGUCGGCUCAACUUCGCAGCAGCCCCGCCGAGCUUUUCGCUCAGCAUAUCGUGUCCAUUGUGCACUACAUCAAAGCUCAGCACUUCCCCUCCUCAGACAUGUCUUUAAGUGAACGCUUCGCCAUGUACCAAAGAAAGGCCGCAGAGGCAGAAAUGAAGCCACGGAAAAGCCCAGAAAUCCACAGGAGAAUUGAUGUUUCCCCCAGUGCCUUUAAGAGGCACUCUCACCUGUUUGAGGAUAUGGAGGAGGCCAGCUUCAAGGAGUCAAGCAAAAAGUUCAAAGGGGACACCAUGGACCUUCGCCUGGACAUUGAAAGGCGCAAGAGGUUUGCCGGGAAGGAGUACCGGCGUGAGGCGGGCAGGAGCCCCGGAGGUUCUCAAGAGAGGUCCUCUGAGAAAUCCGGGAAACACCACAAGAAAUCCAAGAAAGGGAAGAAGAAGCGCGACCGCUCACCGUCAUCCUCUUCCUCAUCUUCCUCGCCGUCCCCGUUCCCCUCCGCGCCGCAGCAGCAAUUCCGCAGCAAGGAGUUCAACAUGGGAGACGGCCCGGACAAUUUCGAGGAGGGAUUCUCUCACUCGCGGUACCCUCAACGUGAGUAUGGAGGCCACGGGGAUCGAGCCCACCCGCGGGAAUUUGAGGGUCAGCAUAUGGAAAGAGGACGAGGGCGCGGAUUUUUCCCAAGGAUGAGAGGGCGAGGAUGGAACAGGGGCAAUUAUCCUGGCAACAACAACAACAACAGUAAUGGCAACCCUGCCAACAUGAAUCCUCAAGUGCGCCCUCCAGAGGAAGAGUGGGAUCCUGAGUACACGCCCAAGAGCAGGAAGUACUACUUGCACGACGACCGCGACGGGGAGAAAAACUGGGUGGAUAACCGCGGGCGCGGCCGGGGGUCCUUCAUGCCCCGGCGCGGCCGCUUCGUCUAUCGCAAGGGGGGCAGCAGCCCCAAGUGGGCCCACGACAUGUUCCAGAACGCCGAAAACCCUGAAAUGGGAGACGACAGCAUGGAGGCGGAGCCUAAAGACGGCAAAAACGCCGACGACGGCCUCAAAUCCUAA
This is a messenger RNA of Nerophis lumbriciformis (worm pipefish), 2559 nucleotides long. The record is from RefSeq and is a predicted model, not a curated record. NCBI's taxonomy places the organism in Eukaryota, Metazoa, Chordata, Actinopteri, Syngnathiformes, Syngnathidae.